AGGGAAUGAAUGCGAGCCUUUCUGACGGACGUACGGCGCGGAGGGCCGCCAUGACCCCUGCGGUGACCCCGAAGAAGAGACCCCUACCUCCGGCUGACUGCUAACUAUUGGUGGGUGUGCAGCAUCUACAGGAUGAUUGGCAGCUGCACCUUUUGAACCCCAGGAUGCCUGUAGUGCCAGUGGGCGGGGCAUCCUCCUCCCACCACGUCGUACCUGUCGCCCUCAUCUGCUCCUGGCUGCUCCUGCUCCUCCACGCCGCCUUUGGUCAGAAACCCGCCAGGCUGCCCUUGAUUGGCCGGAAGCCCUUCAUCGCCGCCUGGAACGCCCCGCUGGACAUGUGCAAAAUCAAGUACAACAUCACCACCAACGUCGAGCGCCUCUUCCACAUCCACGGGAGCCCACGUGCUGAUUGGACAGGCCAGAAUGUCACCAUCUUUUACGCCAACCGGCUGGGCUACUACCCACACUACACGCCGCAGGGUGUGGCCGUGCACGGCGGCCUGCCGCAGAACUGCAGCCUGGACCUGCACCUGUUCAAGGCCUACCAGGACAUCAACCACUUUAUCCCCGCGGAGGACUUUCGCGGCCUGGCCGUCAUCGACUGGGAGUUCUGGCGGCCUCAGUGGAGCCGUAACUGGCACAAGAAAGACAUCUAUCGGCGCAAGUCGAGGGAGCUGACCGCCAAGGCGUAUGUCAACGUGACGGAGGCGCAGGUGGAGGAGCUGGCACGCCGGCGGUUUGAGAAGAGCGCCAAGGCAUUCAUGCAGAGGACUAUCCAGCUCGGGAUCCGCCUUCGCCCCAACACCCUCUGGGGUUUCUACCUCUACCCCGACUGCCACAACUACAACCUUCAUGAGCAGAACUACACGGGGUUCUGCCCCCUUCUGGAGAGGCUGAGGAAUGACGAGCUGCUGUGGCUGUGGAACAGCAGCACGGCGCUCUUCCCCUCUGUGGCCAUCAGGAAAACUCACAUCAACAGCGUCAGCAACCUGCACUUCUCCCAGCACAGAAUCCGAGAGUCGCUCCGCGUCGCCUCGCUUACCUCCAAGGAGUACGACCUCCCGACCUACGUGUACCUGAGGCUGGGCUACCGAGAUGAGGCGCUGGCCUUCCUCACCUCAAAAGACUUGAUCCACACCAUCGGGGAGAGCGCUGCUCUGGGAGCUGCAGGAUUCGUCAUCUGGGGAGACCUGAACCUGACCUCGUCCAGGCAUAACUGUACCAAGGUGAAGUCCUUCCUGAAACACCGCCUGGGCCAGUACAUCACCAAUGUGACGAAAGCUGCCGAGGUCUGCAGCGACUUCCUGUGCCAGGGGAACGGCCGCUGCGUCCGCCGGGACCCCCUCGCCCACCACUACCUCCACUUGAGCGCCGACAGCUACCACAUCCAGCUCGCCGCCGACGGGGGCUUUGCCGUCACCGGGUGGCACUCGCAGCACGAGCUGCAGCUGCUGACCGAGAGGUUUCGCUGCCACUGCUACGAAGGCCACGAGGGCGAGCGCUGCGACAGCAUCAACAAAGUGCGGGAGGACGACGGGCCGUGGAGGGACGAGGAGGAGGACGAGCAGGAGAGGCGGAGGACGCAGUGGGAGGACGAGCAGGGCGAACGGUGGGAGGGAGGGGAGAGCGCGGCACCGCUGACCGGCUGCAGCCUUCACCUGAUGCUGCUCACGCUCCUGUUGAACUUAUCGUUGGUGAAGACGGUCGUAUGACGCACUCUGAGGAAAGCAGGAGUUAUCAGUCAGCACAGCUGUGCACAGAUGUUACUUUAACACAGACAGUGUUGUGUCUUUGAUUUGGCUGCUCCUUGACAUGUCCGGCGAUUCAAACAGGAGUCAUUAGUGGCUGGGUGAGACGAGGCCUGUGGCUGUGAGACGACUCAUAGACAUCACAUCUUACAUUGACAUGUUUCUUUGAUCGACACGACUAAACAUAUUAGUCAUGUUUAGCGCUCGAAGCAGCUUCUUCCACAGCCUGAAGCAAAAAGCAGCUAACACGAACACAAUAUCAGGAUAAAGUGUCAUCGUUUAGUCUUUAAAAUGUCCGAAGCAGUUCUUCAUCCUGCUUCUUCACAGUCCAUCAGGACCACAGUCCUGCGAGCAGUUCUGUGCUGUACUCAUGUACAAAGGUGCUUUGAGCUAAAGCUAACAUGCUGAUAUUAAGCAGGUACUGUAUGUUUGUACCAUUCAGACAUUUUCUACUGAGGCUGAAGGUAACAUCAUUAGUUUGUAGUUUGAUUAGCUGCAGAUAUUUGACCAUAGCCCAAAGUAUUGAACAAAUUUCUGUUUUGACCUGAUGGUGGCGCCAGACAGAAAAGUCAGGGGAUCCCAAAGUGACUCCAGUUUCUCCAGAAGUGUUCAUGAAUAUUCGAGUGAAAUUUAAUGGAAAUCUAUCCGACAGUUGAGACAUUUCACUCAAAACCUCAAACGUCACCAGAAUCCUCUGAAUGUUUGGAGAAAACGUCCACGAGCACGUUUUAAACUAACGGCGCUCAACGUGAAACAAAAACAGCCUUUUUUCUCCCACAGCUGCUGUGUUGGAGAGUAACACACCUCCUUCUGAAGGCGUGUGAUAGCACUUUACAUGACGCAGAGCUCUGGCAUGUCGGCAGAUGAUGGUUUGAUUACAGACAAAGCUCGAUCAGACUUCUGCAGCCGUGUGCGCUGCCUCAUCUGCCAACAACUGCAUCAGUUCUUCCAGGAAUGUUAAUUAGCAAACGUCGAUGCUGUUGGACUGAGUGACUUUCGGCAAAGAGAGGGUUCGACACGACGACCACACGGCGUCCCCGCAGAGCCGAGGAUCUGUCAGAGGGAUCACGUGCGGCUGAUCCCUACACAGCAGCCGAGCCUUUCAUCGGAAACCAAAGGGUGCUAAUGCUACCGCGCAGCCAUAUGUAGGAACGUAAUCACUAAUAUUUAACUCAUGGUCAGUGGUGUCUAUGAAGACAAGAGAAUUACUGUUAGUUUAUUCCUAAUGGCCUGAAACUUGUUUUUUUUCAACAAUAAGCUGGUAUCUUACUUGAUGUUUUAGACGAAGUGUAUAUUUUUUGUACUGUUCGCCAGGAGACGCCUCAUGUUUGAGCCUGCUUGGAUGUUGUAGGUGCUGUUGAUUUCAAAAUAUUACGUAUGUGUAUCUUUUCUAUCCGAGUAUUAGUGUAAGUGUAGAGGAUCAGGUUCAGGUGGUGGAGCGGGCGGCUUUGUCUCCGUCUCUGAAGCUGAUGGACGUCGCUGUGGGUCUGACCAAACACUGAGCGGGGUGUAAAAGCUGUCACAUACUGUAUCUGGAAACAUGACUCAGCGGCUCUCUGUGGUUCCUCAUCGUCUGACCAAAGCAAAGUUAAAAUGUAGAGCAGGAUGUUGGAGUGUUGGACUAUCAUCUCCUUCAAAAAUAUGACUGAAAGGCGACUUCAGACUGAACGCAGGUCAGAGGCCUUCGAGUCGAAUCAUUCGUACCUGACGUGAAACGAACCUGUCCUGGACCCAGACCUGAACAGAGCUCAGCUGUUCUUACUGUUGUUGACGCCUCCAGUCAGUUUGAAAUUCUUGGCCUGUCUCGUUCUCUGUCUUAAUUGGUUUCUACCUGGUCCAGUCUAAGUCUAAGACCAUUUUUCUGGCUCGUUCAGGAGCUUUCAACCUGGUGGUUGUUGGUGGUGGACCUGAGACCUGGUUCAGGUCAGGCCAUCCCAAAGUUAUCUGAGUUUCUCUAACUUUCCCUUUUACAGGAAGCUAAACAUGUAGCAUCUGUCACACUGAUCCUGGUUUAAACUGAACCAGAACUUUCAUCUCAAACAAGCUUCCAGGUGAAGGUCUGAAGAGUUUCACGUCACUCAUCGUGCUGCAGAAACUGUUUCCUGCACUGUGUUUUCUCUCAAGAUUGUAAACCACGUAUGCAACAAGGA
Messenger RNA from Chelmon rostratus (copperband butterflyfish), 3898 nucleotides. It is a transcript of the gene hyal4, whose product is annotated as hyaluronidase-4. The coding region runs from base 165 to 1712 and encodes 515 amino acids. The transcript is spliced from 4 exons. The record is from RefSeq and is a predicted model, not a curated record. Gene Ontology annotation, biological process: carbohydrate metabolic process; hyaluronan catabolic process. Lineage: Eukaryota; Metazoa; Chordata; Actinopteri; Chaetodontiformes; Chaetodontidae. Gene Ontology annotation, molecular function: hyalurononglucosaminidase activity.